AACAAACCCGGCUCUGUGGCUGCCGGAAGUGGAGCGCCCACUGCAGUGCGGCCCCGGCAGCUGCCUCGGCCGCUGCCGUCUGGAGGUUCCAGGCGAUCUUCUGAGAUGGCGAGCACAGCUGCACCUACAGCCGCAGUCCCCACCCUAGAUCCGCCUUUGGAGCAGAUCCGGCGCUUGGCAGUGGAGCUGCGGUUGCUCCUGCCUGGCGUGCGGGUCGGCGAAGCCCGGGAGACCACCAAGGAGUUUAAUGCUGAGACGUUUUGGAGGAGACUCCACGGGGCAGCAGAGAACGUGUCGAGGGAAGCCACGACCCUGACUGAAGUCUUCUCCCGAGUUCCACUGCCCUCUCCGCAGGAAACCCAGAGGUUCUGUGAACAAAUCCAUACUGCCAUCAAGGAAAUCAUUACAGUAUACUAUUCACUUCCCAAGGAUCAAGGAAUCACCCUGAGAAAGCUGGUACGGAAUGCCACUCUGGACAUCAUAGAUGGAAUGGCUCAACUUGUGGAUGUGCUUUUCAUAACUCCAGCUCAGAGCCUAGAGAACAGUGACCUUAUUUCCUACAACAGUGUCUGGGCUGCAUGCCAGCAGGUACCUCGAAUACCAAAAGAUAACAAAGCUGCAGCCCUUUCAAUGCUGACGAAGAAUGUGGAUUUUGUGAAGGAUGCACAUGAGGAAAUGGAGCAGGCUGUAGAAGAAUGUGACCCAUACUGUGGCCUCUUGAAUGACACUGAGGACAACUCUGACAACAAUGGUGAUGAAGAGAAUGAUGGGUUGGGGUAUCCAAACAAUCGAGACUUAUAUUGGUCAGAGGAAGAUCAAGAGCUCAUAAUCCCAUGCCUUGCACUGGUGAGAGCAUCCAAAGCCUGCCUGAAGAAAAUCCGGAUCUCAGUGGCAGAGAAUGGUAAGAAGGAUCAGGUGGCCCAGCUGGACGACAUUGUGGAUAUUUCUGAUGAGAUCAGCCCUAGUGUGGAUGAUUUGGCUCUGAGCAUAUAUCCACCUAUGUGCCACUUGACUGUGCGAAUCAAUUCUGCGAAACUUGUAUCUGUCUUAAAGAAGGCACUUGAAAUUACUAAAGCGAGUCAUGUGACCCCACAGCCAGAAGAUAGUUGGAUCCCUUUACUCAUUAAUGCUGUCGACCAUUGCAUGAACAGAAUCAAGGAACUUACUCAGAAUGAACUUGAAUUGUGAGUUUUUAGGCUCAUUUGUAUUCUUUUCUCUCCUUCCCUUACUAUCACAGGCAGCCUCUGAAGUCUGCUUUUAAAACAGAGCUAGAAUGCUCUCUAGAUCAAAAAGGAGUUCCUGUCUAUACUUGUUCAGAGACAUUAUUACCAAAGAUUAUUGGUUAGGCCAGACUGGCAAUUAUUUUUAAACUGUAUGAGUAUGAUAUAUUUUUCUGUGCUAGAUAAAAAAGGCAAUUGCAUGAGUUUGUGUUCCUGAAUGGUAUUUCAGAGAUUCCUGCAGAAGCUGCCUUAUUCCCUAUUUGCAAUAAAGUGUGUUGUUUGAUGUUAAA
Nyctereutes procyonoides (raccoon dog) is the source of this 1510-nucleotide messenger RNA. RefSeq names its product cyclin D1 binding protein 1 (gene CCNDBP1). The transcript is spliced from 11 exons. Gene Ontology annotation, biological process: regulation of cell cycle. The coding region runs from base 106 to 1188 and encodes 360 amino acids. Gene Ontology annotation, cellular component: nucleus. The record is from RefSeq and is a predicted model, not a curated record. NCBI's taxonomy places the organism in Eukaryota, Metazoa, Chordata, Mammalia, Carnivora, Canidae.